GCAGCCCAGGCCGCUGAGGGAGCGGCGGGGCCGGCGCCAUGGCCGAGCGGGGCCGCCCGGGCCUGGCCGGGGCGCCCGCCGCGCUCAACACGCCGGUGCCCAUGAACCUGUUUGCCACCUGGGAGGUGGACGGCUCCAGCCCCAGCUGCGUGCCCAGGUUGUGCAGCCUGACCUUGAAGAAGCUGGUGGUCUUCAGGGAGCUGGAGAAGGAGCUCAUCUCGGUGCUGAUUGCUGUCAAGAUGCAGGGCUCCAAGCGGAUCCUGCGGUCCCACGAGAUCGUGCUGCCCCCCAGUGGACAAGUGGAAACCGACCUGGCGCUGACCUUCUCCCUGCAGUACCCCCACUUCUUGAAAAGAGAAGGCAACAAGCUGCAGAUCAUGCUGCAGCGAAGAAAGCGGUACAAGAACCGGACGAUCCUGGGCUACAAGACGCUGGCGGCCGGCUCCAUCAACAUGGCCGAGGUGAUGCAGCACCCGUCCGAGGGUGGCCAGGUGCUCAGCCUCUGCAGCAACAUCAAGGAGGCCCCGGUCAAGGUGGCCGAGAUCUGGAUCUUCUCCCUGUCCAGCCAGCCCAUCGACCACGAGGACAGCACCAUGCAGGCCGGCCCCAAGGCCAAGUCCACUGAUAACUACUCCGAGGAGGAGUACGAGAGCUUCUCCUCCGAGCAGGAGGCCAGUGACGACGCCGUGCAAGGGCAGGAUUUGGACGAGGACGACUUUGAGGUGGGGAAGCCCAAGAAGCAGCGGCGAUCGAUAGUAAGAACGACGUCCAUGACCAGGCAACAAAACUUCAAGCAGAAAGUGGUGGCCCUGCUGCGGAGAUUUAAAGUUUCCGACGAGGUGCUGGACUCGGAGCAGGACCCCGCCGAGCACGUCCCCGAGGUGGAGGAGGACCUGGACCUCCUGUACGACACGCUGGACAUGGAGAACCCCAGCGACAGCGGCCCCGACAUGGAGGACGAUGACAGCGUCCUCAGCACCCCCAAGCCAAAGCUCAGGCCCUACUUCGAAGGCCUGUCCCACUCCAGCUCGCAGACGGAGAUCGGAAGCAUCCACAGUGGCCGCAGCCAGAAGGAGCCGCCGAGCCCAGCCGACGUGCCCGAGAAGACGCGGGCCCUUGGAGGCAAGCAGCCCAGUGACAGCGUCUCCGAUUCAGGAGCCCACAGCACCCCUGCCCCUGGGGAGCAGCCAGCACAGCCCCAGGACAGCCCAGAGGUGGAAACCUCCGUCCUGGACCUGUUCACUGAGAAGCUGCCACCCAGCGGGCGGAUCACCAAGACAGAGUCUCUGGUCAUCCCCUCCACCAGGUCCGAGGGGAAGCAGGCCGGCCGCCGCGGCCGGAGCACGUCCCUGAAGGAGCGGCAGCCGGUGCGUCCGCAGAACGAGCGGGCCAACAGCCUGGACAACGAGCGCUGCCCGGACACGAGGAGCCAGCUGCAGAUCCCCAGGAAGACGGUGUAUGACCAGUUAAACCACAUCCUCAUCUCCGACGACCAGCUCCCCGAAAACAUCAUCCUCGUCAACACCUCGGACUGGCAGGGGCAGUUCCUCUCAGACGUCCUGCAGCAGCACACGCUCCCCGUGGUGUGCACGUGCUCGGCGGCCGACGUGCAGGCGGCCUUCAGCACCAUCGUGUCGCGGAUACAGAGAUACUGCAACUGCAACUCGCAGCCCCCGACGCCCGUGAAGAUCGCCGUGGCGGGGGCGCAGCACUACCUCAGCGCCGUGCUGCGGCUCUUCGUGGAGCAGCUGUCCCACAAGACGCCCGACUGGCUGGGCUACAUGCGCUUCCUCGUCAUCCCGCUGGGCUCCCACCCCGUGGCCAGGUACCUGGGCUCCGUGGACUACAGGUACAACAACUUCUUCCAGGACCUGGCCUGGAGAGACCUGUUCAACAGGCUGGAGGCCCAGAGCGCCGUGCAGGACACGCCCGACAUCGUGUCGAGAAUCACGCAGUACAUCUCUGGGGCCAACUGCGCCCACCAGCUGCCCAUCGCGGAGGCCAUGCUGACCUACAAGCAGAAGAGGAGAAAGAACUUUCAUUUUGACUUUACCCUCAGCCCCGACGAAGAGUCCUCUCAGAAGUUCAUUCCCUUCGUAGGGGUGGUGAAGGUUGGGAUAGUGGAACCGUCUUCAGCCACGUCAGGUGACUCGGAUGACGCGGCCCCCGCGAGCGCCAGUGCACUCUCGUCCACCCCGCCGUCCACGUCUCCCGCCGCCAAGGAGGCCUCACCCACCCCGCCCUCCUCCCCGUCGGUGAGCGGGGGCCUGUCGUCCCCCAGCCAGGGCGUCGGCGCCGAGCUGAUGGGGCUGCAGGUGGAUUACUGGACGGCAGCCCAGCCCGCAGACAGGAAGAGAGAUGCAGAGAAGAAGGACCCGCUCACCACCAAAAACACACUCAAGUGCACCUUCCGGUCUCUCCAGGUCAGCAGGCUGCCCAGCAGCGGCGAGGCCGCGGCCACGCCCACCAUGUCCAUGACCGUGGUCACCAAGGAGAAGAACAAGAAGGUGAUGUUUUUGCCCAAGAAGACCAAGGACAAGGACGUGGAGUCCAAAAGCCAGUGCAUCGAGGGCAUCAGCCGUCUGAUCUGCACGGCCAAGCACCAGCAGAACAUGCUGCGGGUCCUCAUCGACGGCGUGGAGUGGAACGACGUGAAGUUCUUCCAGCUGGCGGCCCAGUGGUCCUCCCACGUCAGGCACUUCCCCAUCUGCAUCUUCGGACACUCCAAGCCUGCCUUCUAGCCCCGCCCGCCGGGGGGCCGCGCCAGCCCCCCACCCUGCAGCCCUGCGAUGGCCGAGCGCCGGGAGGGCCCAGCUGCUUUUCUGUGAACAUGUCAGUUUACUACAGAGACAGACCCCUGCAAACCCAGAGAGAAACAGUCUUAAGUAUGAACGUGCUCACAGCCUGGAAACGAACAGGGUGGCCCCCCGCCGGGAGCCCGGCACUGCUCUGCUUAUUAACCAGAACGUCCGGCAGGGGGCUGGGAGGUCAGGCGGACCGUGUGUGCUGGGCCUCAGGACGCCCCCCGCCCCAGCCCCCCAGCAAGAAGGGUUCUUGCCUUCACGUCCUGUCCUCUCUGAAAGCCAGGACUCUGCUUCCUCAGGGAGCCGGGGUCCGACAGGCGGCCCCGCGCACCCCAGGCUGCCUGUGGGCCAGGCACCGAGCUGGGUGGCCAGAGGCCAAAGGCCAGCCUUCUGUCGGGGGCGUCCUGGGCGGAACGCAGAGGCCAGUCAGCCCAGCCCUGGGCCCCAGCGCCACCCGUGGGUGGGUCGCAAUAAACCCCAGGUGCUGCGGGGGGGCAGUGGAGGUUUCAUAGUAGCGGAUAUUUUUAAUGCUUUUAAAUACAUGUUAUAAUGUAGCUGCCAAACAGACCUUGCUCUUCUGGAGUCCCAGCAGCCCCUUGGGGCUGAGGCAGAGCCAGCUGUGCUGCCCGGGGUCCCAGCCGCCCCAGCACCCGCCGCUCCCCCAGCUGUCCCUGAGGCACCGCUCCGCUGCUGCGAGUCGUCCCCGCCCCCAGCACAGUGGCCUCCACAGCUGCCGCCUCCGGCCCCACCCCGGCCCUGCUGGCUGGGAGGAGUCUGGGCCAGGCCACCAGGCCUUUGUCACCUGCAACACUAACGUGGCCAGUGAGUGCUCAGGAAAGGCGGCCAGACCGUAGCGGCCGAGCCCCGUCGGAGCUGUGGGUGUAGCUGGGGCCCUGCCUCUCCAGGCCAGGCUCCUCAGAGCGAGGGCUUUUGGGUUUCAGUCCCCAGUGAGGGGGGCACCCCUACCUCCCACCUUUCCAUGCAGGAGAGGGGUGCCCUGACUGAAGGCCUGGGUCCUCGCCAGUCCUGCUCCCCCACAACCCUGCACCCCAGGACUCCAGAGGAAGAGCCUGCCGGCUCCUGGCCUUUUGCAUCUGUGGCCAUAGGACCAUGGUGGCCCACCCGGGGGCCAUGAGCCUGGUCUCCUAGGGCUGAGAGCCACACAGGCUGUGCUCAGAAAAACAGUGCCCAGCGCCAGACAGGCUGCAGGCCUUUCCCCCUCUUCCGGAGGACAGGCCCCAACAACAGCCCAUUGCACAGAGAGGUCCCACUCGGGGGGUGGAAAAUGGCUUAUUUUUCUUACCUGUGACCUACCUGCUUACCUCCUCCUGCAGGCGGCUCUACAGGGUCUGCCUGUCCACUGCCGAGGGCCUGGCCUAGCUGGCAAACAGGAUUUGGGCGUGACCUUGGACCGGGGUCCUGCCCCUCCCUGGGAAGGACCUGGGUGAGGGUGCAGGCCACUGAGUGGAGGGCCCCUUGGGCAGCCUGUGCAGUGUCCACCUGUGUCUAUACUCAGAAGCAGCCUGGGGACCUUGAGUCUCCCUGCCCGCAUUCCCACCACUGGCCUCAGGGUCUUUGUUUCUGCUCCUCGAGUUCCUUUCCAAAGAUCACGCUCAACCGGAAGGAGGUGCGGGGGACACGCCUUUGACUUAGCUUUCCAGCUGCAGGGCUAGUUGUAGGGGAAGGGGCCAACAGGGCCUGUCCCAUCCAUCCCUGCUGUGAGCUGUCCUCACACCUCCCUGUGUCUUUGUACCCACAAGACGCCCAGCACCUCCACCCUGUGCCCCUGGGCCUGCAGAGCCCGGUUGCGGUCUGUCCAGUGCCACGGGGCCCACUGGCCACACUGUUCCUGGGCCCAGGAGGUCGUGCAGGUGGCCCUGGCCGCCGUAACUCACGUGGAGACCUGGGCUUCGCUCAUGCUGGUGCCUCGGGUUCCCCACUGGCUAAGUGGGGAUGGUCACGUUUCCCUGCCUACCUCACAGAGCUGUUCUGAGGAUACAUAUGAAAGCACUUUGUCCCUCUGAGAAGGUGACGCAGAAGCCAAAGCCACCUGUGACUGAGCCGCUGCAGCCGUGAGCACAUGGAGUGUGGUGUGGGGCGUGUGAACCUGGGCCCCAGACUGUGACCCACAGGACAGGCACAGGGGUUCUCAGCCCACUGUGUGAACAGCGGUCCCUGGGACUCAGAGGUUACGCCACCAGUCACCCUUGUGCAAGGCCAGGCUCCUCGUGGGCUGCUGGCACUGUGUAGGCAGGCUCCGCCCUCGCUAAGGCCAGGUGGAGGUGAGUGCCAGCCCUGCAUCCUGGCGGCUGCUUCCUCCCUCCUCAUGUCGGUCCUGGGGUCAGGCUCCUCAGGGCUCACAGACCAGUGCCGAGACAGUGUCAUGCUCGCGGCUCGGAGACGAGAGGGGCCCUGGGCCCAGAAAUGAAGGUCUCUGCAGCGGCGGGCAGAUCAGAGCGACCAGGGCCAGCACUGCUGCGCUGUCCUCACUCCCAGAUACGAAGACCUGACUGGCCCUUGUCCCAGAACAGGUUCCUCAUGACAAGACCGGGCCACUUGCUCCCAAAGGCCAGCUGCCUGACCCCUAAAAGCUGUUCCUCGGCCCCUCCCCAGACCCGUCCUGUCCUCCGGUGGAGAGGAACGGAAGUCCCCGGCAGGGCCCCGGUUCUGGCCCUCCAGGCCCGAGGGGCCACCGUGCGUUCCUGCAGACCUCCGUCCAGUUCUCUGUGCGUUGUUUGGUUUCUAGGAUGUACGUGUUGCUAGUUUUUUUUUUUUUUUUAAAUGGAAAACAGGAUUAAUGUAAAUAGCAUUUUUGGAAAACAGAUUCUAACCUGUCACGUAUGUGACCACGUGGACUAUUUUAAGGUGCUGAUGCGACACUAAUAAACCCGGGGCGCACUCCCAGGCCCGCCCUCGCCU
Molecule: messenger RNA, 5723 nt
Organism: Hippopotamus amphibius kiboko
Lineage: Eukaryota; Metazoa; Chordata; Mammalia; Artiodactyla; Hippopotamidae
Gene: PACS2
Product: phosphofurin acidic cluster sorting protein 2
Exons: 25
Coding region: 39-2741 (900 amino acids)
Biological process (GO): protein localization to plasma membrane
Molecular function (GO): transmembrane transporter binding
Source: RefSeq, a predicted model, not a curated record